AACUUUCAGAUUUAUAACGACUCAUUCAAUAUGGGGGAGAGUUUUAUUCGUGCCAAAAUACUCAGAGAUGCAGCGGAGGGUAAUGUUAAUGAAAAACGAAAUGGUGGCGCCGGUAUGGAAAAUAUUCACGUAUUGGAACGUACCGACCAAAUCAUAGAAUUGCAAACUAUCAUAAUGGACAGGGAAACAAGUCAUUCGGAUUUCGUAUUCUAUGCUGAUCGAUUGAUUAGGUUGGUAGUUGAAGAGGGUCUGAACCGACUGCCUUAUGCAAACAUUGAAAUAGAAACUCCAGCACAUGUAAAGUAUAAAGGUAUUGCCUUCUGUCGAGGAAACUGCGGUGUUUCGAUAUGUCGAGGAGGUGAGGCGAUGGAGCAAGCUUUGCGGCAGUGUUGCAGAUCGGUCCGCAUUGGUAAAAUGUUGGUAGGUGACGACACAAGAUUGCUAUAUGCCCGAUUGAUGCCAGACAUCAAGCAUCGAAGAGUACUACUUUUAUACCCACUGCUUAGCACAGGUGCCACGGUAAUCAAGGCAGUAUCAGUAUUGGUCGAAAAUGGUGUAAUUGAGGAGAACAUUUUACUGUUAACUUUGUUCGCAACACCUGCCGGCAUCAAACAAGUUAUGGGUCAAUUUCCCAAGAUAUCCAUACUCACAAGCGACAUCAACCCAUUGAUACCGUUUUGGUUUACAACCAAAUAUUUUGGCACCGAUUGAACUAAUCUUUACAAUUUCAAUUUCGACUUGUUCAAAGUGUUAUAAAAUGAUACGCCCUCUGUGUCUCCCCAAGUUCAGGAUUUGUCGUGAACUUUUGUUUUGCUACCUCCUCUUGAAGUUGCUCAGUGAUAAGGAAUGAAAUGAAACGUCCAAAACGUUGAGAAUGUUAUUUCUCAUCAUUUUUUUUUUCGUUCUAUCUCAUUUGUAAUAGAUCCCUCCACGCACAACUCAAUAUUAAAUGCCUGAAGAAAAGUGAACGGCAUAGCGUACUUCUAAUAGUCCAUUCCCCUUGCAUGCAUUGUUAGAGUUUUGUUGGUAGUGACUGCCAAACAUGAUAAACUUUUGUCCACAAUAAAUAAAACAAUGAGUAAAUUGCAUAAAUAUUAUAACAAGGUGACGAGGAGACGAGUACUAGAGUAUUAGUUUCCA
Loa loa (African eye worm) is the source of this 1140-nucleotide messenger RNA. RefSeq lists its product as hypothetical. The record is from RefSeq and is a predicted model, not a curated record. The transcript is spliced from 5 exons. The coding region runs from base 31 to 711 and encodes 226 amino acids. NCBI's taxonomy places the organism in Eukaryota, Metazoa, Nematoda, Chromadorea, Rhabditida, Onchocercidae.